This is a messenger RNA of Trematomus bernacchii (emerald rockcod), 4027 nucleotides long. It is a transcript of the gene med15, whose product is annotated as mediator complex subunit 15. NCBI's taxonomy places the organism in Eukaryota, Metazoa, Chordata, Actinopteri, Perciformes, Nototheniidae. Gene Ontology annotation, molecular function: transcription coregulator activity. The record is from RefSeq and is a predicted model, not a curated record. Bases 69 to 2537 code for a protein of 822 amino acids. Gene Ontology annotation, biological process: regulation of DNA-templated transcription. The transcript is spliced from 18 exons.
GAGGAAGCGCAGAGGGAAAACAUUAAACUCUUGCAGUAAAAACCCUCCAUAAAUAUAUAAAUUCUGUGAUGGACGGCCCCGGGACGGAUAGCGACUGGAGGAGCCCUCAGUUCCGACAGAAAGUCGUUGCUCAGAUUGAAGAAGCUAUGAGGAAGGCAGGAACCGCACACACCAAAUCGAGCAUUGACAUGGAGAACCACGUCUACGUAAAAGCCAAAUCCAGAGAAGAGUAUUUAUCUCUGGUCGCGAGGCUGAUCAUACACUUCAGAGACAUUCACAAGAAGACCCUAGGAGGCCCGGAUCCCAUGAAUGCCCUGACUAACCUGACAGGGGUUGGAGGCCCGGGCGCCAUCGGCAUGGGGCCUCGCCCUACUGGGGCUCCCGUUGUUGGCAUGGGGGCCAUGGGGCAGAUGCAGAUAGGGGGGCAGAUGCAGAUAGGCCAGCAUGCCAUGGCGGGGGUGGCUGGAAACCCGCAAGCCAUAGGGGGUCCAGGACAGAUCCCCAUGCAACAGAUGGUACAGGUGCAGCAACAGCAGCAGUCCAUUCAGUUCCAGCAGUUCCAGCAGCAACAGCAGCAACAGCAGCAACAGCAGCAGCAGCAGCAGAACGCCUUGCAACAGCAACAGCAGCAGCAGCAGAACGCUGCCAUCCAGCAGCAGUUUCAGGUGCAGCAGCAACUGAGGGCGCAGCAGAUGCAGCAGCAGCAGCAGCAGCAGCACCACCAGAACCAGCAACUACAGCAGCAGCAGCAGCAGCAGCACCAGAGCCAACAGCAGCAGCAGGCCCAGAGCCAGCAGCAGCAGAACCAGAUGCACCAGACGAGGAUCCAGCAGCAGCAGCAGAUGGUGCAGCUCCAGCAGCUCCAGCAGCAGCAUGCCCAGGCUCAGGCCCAGGCCCAGGCCCAAGCUCAGGCCCAGUCCAUUCAGCACAUGGUCCAGCAGCAGCAGGUUCAGGCUCAGCCUCAGCCUCAGCCGGGGCAGAUGCCUCCACACCCACAGCAGCAGCAACAACAACAACAGCAGCAACAGCAACAGCCCGGUAUGGUGCCUCAGUCUCUGGCCGGACAGAUGACUUCCGCUCAGCACGUUCCCAUCAGCUCGCUCAGUCAGCAGCAGCAGCAGCAGCAGCACCAGCAAAAGAUCCAGGCCUUCCAGGCCCGUGCAGCCUUGCAGCAGCAGCAGGUCCAGCAGCAGCAGGCAGCUCAGCAGGCAGCACAGCAGGCUGCCGCGCAGGCGCAGAUCAACGCAGCCGCUGCAGCUGCUGCCACCGCCCCGGGACAGGUGAGACUGCAGACGCCUCAACCUCAGUUGGUUCGUCCCGGGAUGAUUCCAGCCCGGAUGCCUCGAGCCCUGAAUCCCUCUAUCCCGCCUCCAAACGCUGCAGCUGCCGCCGCCGCCGCCGCUGCAGCUGCCGCAGCCGCCGCUGCUGCUGCCGCUGUGGGAGGACAGCCUAUGACACAGCAGGUACAGCAGCACUCGAUGAUGUCAUCGCCCUCACCUGUGCAGGUGCAGACGCCACAGUCGAUGCCCCCCCCUCCCCAGCCGUCACCUCAGCCCCCCAGCUCACAGCCUAACUCAGCCAGCUCCGGCCCCACACCGUCGCCGGGGGGGUUCCAGCCCAGCCCGUCCCCUCAGCCCUCACAGAGCCCCGCCAAUGCCCGGACCCCCCAGAACUACGGAGUUCCCUCACCUGGGCCCCUAAAUACUCCAGGUAAUCCCAGCUCAGUGAUGAGUCCGGCGGGAGCCACGUCGCUGGAGGACCAGCAGUACAUGGAGAAACUCAAACAGCUCUCCAAAUACAUCGAGCCGCUACGCAGGAUGAUCAACAAGAUCGACAAAAAUGAAGACAGAAAGAAGGACCUCAGUAAGAUGAAGAGUCUGUUGAACAUCCUGACGGAUCCAAACACCAGGUGUCCUCUGAAGACGCUACAGAAGUGUGAAAUCGCUCUAGAGAAGCUGAAGAACGACAUGGCCGUGCCGACCCCCCCGCCCCCCCCAGUGCCCACCAAGCAGCAGUACCUGUGUCAGCCGCUGCUGGACGCCGUCAUGGCCAACAUCCGCUCGCCGGUCUUCAACCACUCGCUGUACCGAACCUUCGCCCCCGCCAUGACUGCCAUCCACGGCCCCCCCAUCACGGGUCCCAACGUGACAGGCAGGAAGAGGAAGCACGAGGAGGACGAGCGGCAGACCAUCCCCAACAUCCUGCAGGGGGAGGUGGCCCGGCUCGACGUCAAGUUCCUCGUCAACCUGGAUCCCGCCUUCUGCAGCAACAACGGCACCGUGCACCUCGUCUGCAAACUGGAUGAUAAAAACCUUCCCAGCGUUCCUCCUCUGCAGCUCAGCGUUCCUGCAGAUUAUCCCGACCAGAGUCCGUACUGGGCCGACGACGGGGACCGUUACGACGCCAACAACUUCCUGAAGACGGUGCACAGAAACAUGACGUCCAAACUGCUGCAGCUCCCCGACAAACACUCUGUGACGGAGCUGCUGAACACCUGGGCGCAGAGCGUCCGGCAGGCCUGCCUGUCUGCCGCCUGAAGCCCCGCCCACUUCUGUCUGAAGCCCUGCCCACCAUUGCCUGAUGCCCCACCCAUCACCUGACCCAACCUGCAGACACCUCCUCCUCUCUGUGUUCACACCAACCAUUGCAUCAUUUCCGCUAACUUGCUUUACUGAGUUACUCCAUCAUGAUGGCUAUUUGUAAAGAAUCUGACUCAAUGCAGGACCAAAUAGCUUUUGGAAUGCUUGUUUUCUCAAUGGAGCUUGAUCGUGGCUAUGCUAACACGUUAGCUGCCUAAGAUAACCUCUAAAUACGGCAGCGAUGUUAUUGUUUAUACAUAGAGAUAUUAGGCGUGCCGAAGUAUUUACCCGGUGUUUCAUGGACAAACAGCAAUUACAUUACUCAGGAAUAAAACCCAUUUGGUGAAUAAUCGCUGAGGAGUUCAAGGCCCACGUGAAUAACCAAAAAACUGAACUUUGUAACGCAUCAGGGCUACAGUAAAGAGAAAAUCAGGGAGAGUUUACUGACAAGACCAUGGCAGUAUCUAGGUUUAACCAAAUGCUAAAAGAAAAACUGAUAAAGUCAGUAAAAUGUUGGUAUUUUCUUGUGUGGAGGACGUGCAAAGUAAGCAUUCUGAGAGUCCGAAAAAUAUAUUUUUCUUGCUAAAUGUCUACUGUAAGUACAGUGUAAGUUAUCCGGUGGCCAAUGUUCCUCACCCUGGCAUCCCUUAAAUAUAUUUCUAUGUAUAAUGUGCAUCUCUAAAAUGAUAUAAACUCCACCGCAUUUAACAAUGACAAUAAUCUUUCCUUUAUUUCUAAUUUAACGUCACGCACUUCUCCUUCGAAUAGGGAGACACGUCUUUGCAUUGACGUUGAUCAGGAAAAAAAACCAUUUAAUUUAUAAAGCACUUUUUAAGAACCCAAAUAAAGUAUACAAUAACAAACAUUUCAUAAAAGCAAACACAAAAACAAGAUUCAUUGAUUAGUAUAAGAAAAUAGUAAUCAUGAAACAGAAAGCAGUGUAAUCUGGUUUGGUGUGGACACAGCGUGAGUCGUCGUCCCCAUACACUACAGAACCUGCAGGACUUUUCCUCGUCAUACAUGUGCAGCUGUCCCCUGAAUGCCCCGUGACUGAUAUCUUGUAUUCUGAUCCCGACAUUUCUCUUGAUGCAUUCUGGGUAAAUUCAGACGUUUGCUCGGCUGCAGAAAUGACUUCUUCCACGCUGCAUUCAGAAGUCCCAUAGACAGAGAGCAGAUUUUAGCAGCUUGUAUAUAACAUGAACACAAAAAGGGAAAAAAACAGUAACCGGACCGCCUGAAAGGUCAUUUAUCCCGAUCUAUAUUCUGCUCCCUGAAUGCAUCACAUUGCUUCUGUUUAUUCUGUUUCCUGUUUGAGAUGUCAUUUCAGUUUUGUACCACAGAAGAGCGCUGUUGUAAAGAAAAACUCUACUUUGCUUUUCAAAUGAAAAUAUAAACAUAUUUUUUUGCUAUCAUGAAUAAAAACUUUUCAGUUCAACUUUUUAAAUAUA